GGCCGAAGAAAGCCCCCCUUUAAGCAAAAAAAAAAGAGAGCCCCCCUUUCCCCUCCUCCCACCUCCCUCGCCUCCCCCGGGGGAUUCUUAGAUCGGCGAGUUUUUGGCUACUCGGUGAUGGAGGUCACGACGGAAGCCCGGUAUUACCCUCGCGAUGGCGGAUUUUUUGAGCAGCUCACCCCGUACUCCGCCGUCCAUUGGUUCCGCUUCUCCGAUCGGCGAAGGAUCUGAAAGCCGAUCUCCGGCAGGUCGCAGCAUGUGCGGUGGUCCGGAGCGCAUUAAACCCUCGCCGUCUCCCUCCCCUGAAGAAGCCCGAAGCUCCUCCCCGGCCAAACCGAUGAACCACCUCACCGUCGAAACCGACGACUCCUUCUCCACCCUUCUCGAGCUCGCCGCCAACAACGACGCAGAAGCCUUCCGGCGAUCUCUCGACCGGGACCCCUCGGCUGUUGAUGAAGCCGGCAUGUGGUAUGGCCGCAAGAAGGGCACCAACCUGAUGGUCCUCUUGCACCGAACCCCACUGAUGGUCGCCGCCACCUAUGGCAGCCUUGAUGUUCUCCGUCUCAUACUUUCCCUCUCGGUUGUCGACGUUAACCGGGGCUGCGGCCCCGACAACGCCACUGCCCUCCACUGCGCUGCCUCCGGUGGCGCGCUGAACGCUGUUGAUGCUGUGAAGAUUCUGCUUGCAGCUGGAGCUGAUCCUAAUGCUGUCGAUGCCAGCGGCCACCGGCCAGCCGACGUGAUUGUUGUGCCGCCCAAGUCGACUGAUGUGAAAGUUGUUCUUGAGCAACUACUUGGAGGUUCUGGUUGUGUUGCGGGUGGUGAGGAGCAGCAGCAGCGUGUUCUUCGUGUGACGACAAGCUCGAACUCGAACUCGAACUCGAACUCUCCACCCCUGUCCUCAUCCCCUGUGGAGGAUGGAUUCCCGUCCUCCAACUUGUCCUCCUCUCCUACCGACCCGCCUCCACCGGCCGUAUCUGAGAAGAAAGAGUAUCCAAUUGACCCAUCGCUGCCGGACAUCAAGAACAGCAUCUAUGCCACUGAUGAGUUCCGCAUGUACUCUUUCAAAGUCCGGCCGUGCUCGCGGGCAUACUCGCAUGAUUGGACAGAGUGCCCAUUUGUUCAUCCGGGCGAGAACGCCCGGCGUCGUGACCCGAGAAAGUAUCACUACAGCUGUGUUCCCUGCCCUGAGUUCCGCAAGGGGGGGGCAUGCCGCCGGGGGGACAUGUGCGAGUAUGCUCAUGGGGUGUUUGAGUGCUGGCUUCACCCAGCGCAGUACCGCACACGCCUCUGUAAGGAUGGGACCAGCUGCACUCGCCGUGUCUGCUUCUUUGCUCACACGAACGAGGAGCUCCGUCCUUUGUAUAUGUCAACUGGGUCGGCCGUGCCGUCGCCCCGGUCCGCCACCUCUGCUGCGAUGGAGAUGGCAGCAGCGAUGGGUCUCAUGCCUGGGUCCCCCUCAUCGGUUUCAGCAAUGAUGUCACCGUUCACACCACCCAUGUCGCCGUCGACCAACGGCAUGGCCCACUCCUCACUAUGCUGGCCACAACCCAACGCUUCUACUCUGCCCCUUGCUGGAAUCAAUCUCCAGUCGAGUAGGCUGCGCUCGUCUCUGAGUGCAAGAGACAUGCCAGUGGAUGAUUUCUCAAUGAUGCCUGAUUUCAAUGGGCAGCAACUGUUUCAUGAUCUGUGCUAUUCUCGCUUUGCCUCUGUGCCGGCGGGGCGGUCCAAGGUCCUGGCUCCAUCGAACCUUGAUGAACUUUUCUCAGCUGAGAUCUCCUCAUCUCCAAGGUACAGUUCUGGUCAGGGGUCUGUCUUCUCACCAUCACACAAAACUGCUAUCCUCAACCAGUUCCAGCAGCAGCAGCAUAGCAUGCUCUCACCGAUCAAUACCAAUAUGUUCUCACAAAAAGCUGGUGACCACCAGCAGCUGCCUGGGCACUCCUCUCUCUUGCGGGCUUCGCUCGGUGCCCCUUCUCCUGGCAGGAUGUCUCCCCGUGGUGAUGAGCCACUCUCUCCAAUGAGUGCCCGUUUGGCUGUGUUCGCGCAGCGGGAGAAGCAGCAGCAGACACUGCGGAGCCUCAGCUCUCGUCAUCUUGGUUCCGGCACAUCGCCUAUUGUGGGCACCCCUGUGAAUUCAUCAUGGUACAAAUGGGCAUUGCCCUCUGGUACCCUGGACUGGGGAGUGAAUGGUGAGGAGCUGGGUCGGCUCAGGCGGUCCUCAUCUUUCGAGCUACGGUCUGGUGGUGAGGAGCCGGACCUUUCCUGGGUCCAUUCACUGACGAAGGAAUCUCCACCUGAAAAAAUAGUUACAGCAGCAAUGACUUCUGUUGGACCAUCAGCAACAGUUCCAUCUGGUGGCGGUGGCGAUGGAGAUGCUUCAAAUGCUAAUCCUCAGAUUGAUGGACAUGAUCAAUCUGCAGUCCUCAGUGCAUGGUUGGAACAGAUGCAGCUGGAUCAGACGGUAGCUUAGUAAUUAGAGCAAAUUUCUACUAAGCUGCUAGAGUUGGGGCAUUGGUAGUAGUUAACGAGUCUUAGUAAAUAAUAUUUUUUGGUUUGUUGGGAUGGUUAAGAAGGGAAAGGAGUUGAAGGGGUUAAUAUUCAUAGAUUCAUUUUCUUUAAAGAAGAUUUAUUAUUACUUCAAGAGGAGUUCAGACGGGAAAAGUGGAGGUGGUUUAACUCUGGGUUAUUUCAAGGUCUACCCUAGGUAAAUUACUCUCCUAUAGCUUGGAUUUUUUUUUUUUUACCUUUUUAUAUAUUUUUUUUUUCUUAAUCUCUCUAAAGCCAGAGUCUAUAUUAUGAAACUUGUCUAGCCUUUUUCCUUUUUCUCCUUAAUAUUCUUGCUUUUGUUAAUUAUGAUAUGUAUCUUAAUCUUGGUAAAAGUGAAAGUGUGUAAAGCAAAGUGGGGGGUUCCUCUGUGGAGAUCUAUGUUUUUCUGACCAGGUCUAUUGUUGAGAUAAGGUUCUGCUGACUUGUCCUGCAUGGCUAUUUCAAUUGUUAAUGUUGUUCUGGAGAAUUUGAGGGCAGGAAAAUAUGGUGUAUAAGUUCACUUUAUGAUGUAACAUUGGAUUAAACUUGAUUGCUAUUGUUUCAAUUCCAUUAUUUUUUUUUGGUUCUUUC
Phoenix dactylifera (date palm) is the source of this 3120-nucleotide messenger RNA. Its product is annotated as zinc finger CCCH domain-containing protein 24. The record is from RefSeq and is a predicted model, not a curated record. Gene Ontology annotation, molecular function: protein binding; metal ion binding. Lineage: Eukaryota; Viridiplantae; Streptophyta; Magnoliopsida; Arecales; Arecaceae.